AUGAAGUACCUCGAAGUACCCAGCCUAUCCCAUCUUUCAACCCUUUUGACGGGUUGCGACGCCGGCGAUAGCCUCAUAUACGGCCGUCUCGAGGCCUACACCUGCAAGCGGGCCGGGUCGGACAAAAAGCUGUACAAGGAGCUGAACCAGCAGUACGAAGAGCUCUCCAAGUCGCCAGACUCGCAAGAGGCGCUCUCCACGUCGCCGUUCGGCCCGCUCUCCCUGAGCACCUCCCGGCGGACGUUCAUUUCCCUCAUCUCCACCCUCAACGCCAGCUUCCCCGACUACGACUUCAGUGAGCUCAAGCCGGAGCACUUCCGCAAGGAGCAGAGCCUGCACAACUGCAUCAACGACAUCAACACGACCCUCACGUCGGUCCUGCCCGAGUCCCAGGCGUUCCUCAGUCGGCUGUGGAACACUCUCGAGGCCGAGAUCAAAGUCACCGAGUGCGACCUCUACAGCUACAUUCCCGACACGGAUUCGGAUCCCUUCAGCGAGGAAGGCAACAUUUGGUGCUUCAACUACUUCUUCUUCAACAAGAAGCUGCGAAGAGUUGUCUUCUUCACCUGCCGUGCGGCGAGCAAGAUUAACGGGCGCGAUCCUGCCAGUGGUGACUACGGCUGGAGCGUGGAGGACCAGAUCGCCGAGGAGAUGGACCUGUAA
Acanthamoeba castellanii str. Neff is the source of this 663-nucleotide messenger RNA. Its product is annotated as repressor of rna polymerase iii transcription, putative. Gene Ontology annotation, biological process: negative regulation of transcription by RNA polymerase III. Gene Ontology annotation, cellular component: nucleus. The transcript has 4 exons. The coding region runs from base 1 to 663 and encodes 220 amino acids. The record is from RefSeq and is a predicted model, not a curated record. Gene Ontology annotation, molecular function: RNA polymerase III core binding. Lineage: Eukaryota; Discosea; Longamoebia; Acanthamoebidae.